AUGAGCGCCGAGCCUCUGCCCCCGCCUCUCAAGAUCCCCGAGGUCAGCCGGUUCAUCAACCGCGCAAACCAGCUGCGCACAAUUAAACCUGCCAUAGCAUAUUGGUGCAUCCUGACACCUGCCGCAGGCGAGUACCAUGCGGUCAACCAAAUCGUAACCAAAAGCCUCCACACCACCGACGACGAUUGCUUCGCAUACACAAAAGGCUUGAUUGAGCGCUUGGAGGCAACCAAGACCGAGCGCGCAGAUGACGAGGCCAUUGUGGAUAACACUGCCGGCCAGGCAUACGUCGAGCAGUUUGCUCAGGAAACAUUCAGUCGAGCCGAGAGGACCCUGCGAGCCAACAAGGUCUCAAGACAGACGGCAGAUACUUUUGAUGCGGCCGCCACCUUUUUUGACCUUAUCCAUGAAUGGGGUACCCCCGAACCCGAAAUCCUCAAAAAGAUCAAGUUUGCGAAAUGGAAUGCCGCGCGCAUUCUGAAAGCCAUACGGGAGGGCAAAGACCCCAACGAGACCAACCCUCAGGUCCAAGACGACGAGGGCCCCGAACCAGUUCUCAGCCCUACCGACCCGGCGGUUCAGCAAAUAAUGAGCCCGCCAGUUGCGUCUGUAGAAGACGCUCCUGAUGACGGGGAACCUCCUAUUGCGCCAGUCCAAGAAGGUUACUUCCCACCGGCCACUGCCCAUCCGGAGCCAUUUGUCCCUUCACCGUUGACUCGGAGUCCCGGUCCGCCAGCUUCGGUAAUGCAUCCUCCGCCGCCGCAGAAUAUCCCUCCGCAACCGUCUCCUCAGAUACCCACGAAUCUACCAUCGCAGUUUGCGCCGCCGCCUCCCGAGCCCUCUGCUCCCACGCCUUUUGCAUGGAACAACACACCUAGUGCACCUCCUCCGUCCGCGCCUACUCACCAAUAUGUACCGCCUCCCGUGGCGCCAGCGCCGAGCGCGCCCGCGGGCUUCACACCCGGCCAUAAGAGCAUUGAGCAGGCGCAAAAGCAUGCCAAAUGGGCCAUAUCAGCGCUGAACUUUGAGGAUGUGCCUACGGCGGUCCAAGAAUUACGGAACGCUUUGGCGCUGCUGGGUGCUCAAUGA
Molecule: messenger RNA, 1089 nt
Organism: Metarhizium acridum CQMa 102
Lineage: Eukaryota; Fungi; Ascomycota; Sordariomycetes; Hypocreales; Clavicipitaceae
Source: RefSeq, a predicted model, not a curated record